Molecule: messenger RNA, 621 nt
Organism: Aphanomyces astaci
Lineage: Eukaryota; Oomycota; Saprolegniomycetes; Saprolegniales; Verrucalvaceae
Product: 6,7-dimethyl-8-ribityllumazine synthase
Exons: 1
Coding region: 1-621 (206 amino acids)
Biological process (GO): riboflavin biosynthetic process
Cellular component (GO): intracellular anatomical structure; riboflavin synthase complex
Molecular function (GO): 6,7-dimethyl-8-ribityllumazine synthase activity
Source: RefSeq, a predicted model, not a curated record
AUGCACGCGGACGGAGUGAAGAAGGCGGCGUUGGAAGCUCUGAGCUCAAGAGUGCUCGACGGACGAGGUCUCCGCAUCGGCAUCUGCACCACGGAAUGGAACAAGGAGAUCAUCGACGCCUUGCGGGACGGCGCCAUUCGCACCUUGACGGCGGCAGGUGUCGCUACCGACGACAUUAUCGUGUUUAAGGCCCCUGGCGCGUACGAGUUGCCGUUCACGGCGAGCCGGUUGAUCCUGUCGGAGAACGUCGAUGCUGUGAUCUGCGUAGGGUGCUUGAUCAAGGGCGAGACGAUGCACUUCGAGUACAUUUGCGAAGCCGUGACCCAAGGCAUCAUGAAGCUCAACCUGGACACGGGGGUGCCAGUCAUGUUUGGUGUGCUGGCCGUCUUGAACGAAAAACAAGCCCGCGCGAGAGCUGGACUGGAAGAAGGCGGGCACAACCACGGGGUGGAGUGGGCCCAGACGGCCAUCGAAAUGGCGCAAUUGCGCGCCAGGACCGCCAAGAAGAGCGCCGCCAAGUGUCCGUACCAUGUGAUUCCCGCAUGUCCGUUUGUGUGGACGACGGCGCUGGCGGUCUUGGGGUACGGACUGCACUUGGUGGUGUGCCGAAAGCACAGCUAG